AUGGAACCUAUUCUUGUCGACAGUCUUACGACAGAGCGCCUCCGUCUGCGCGACUUCACCCCAAACGAUAACAUACACAUCCACUCCUUAGAGUCCCUACCCGAAGUUGUUGAAUAUCAGCUCUAUGAACCCAUGACAGCAGCCGAUGCAGCAAAAUACGUGGAAAGAGCUCUCGCUAGUCUACAUGCUGAUCCACGCAUGGUGUUGGAGAAGAUUGUCGAGCUGAAGGACUCGCAGGAGUUCAUUGGUCGUGUAGGCAUGAGCAUCAAUCAUGAGAAGCUGCACGGGAACCUGUGGUUCUCGUUCUUGCCGGCGGCACAGGGGCACGGGUACGCCGCAGAGGCCGUACAGGGCGUACUUUCGCUAGUUCCAAAGUUGAAAAGCCUGGGGAUCGAAUGUGAUCCAAGGAAUGCGGGAUCCAGAAAAUUGGCAACAAAGCUAGGCUUUAAAGAGGAGAGGUUAGAAGAGAAGGCGUUUAAGUCGAAAGGCCAGUGGGUAGGCUCAGUUGAGUAUGAGAAGCGGUUAUAA
This is a messenger RNA of Colletotrichum spaethianum, 528 nucleotides long. RefSeq names its product putative N-acetyltransferase YoaA. Gene Ontology annotation, molecular function: acyltransferase activity, transferring groups other than amino-acyl groups. The transcript has a single exon. Bases 1 to 528 code for a protein of 175 amino acids. The record is from RefSeq and is a predicted model, not a curated record. NCBI's taxonomy places the organism in Eukaryota, Fungi, Ascomycota, Sordariomycetes, Glomerellales, Glomerellaceae.